Colletotrichum chrysophilum is the source of this 636-nucleotide messenger RNA. RefSeq lists its product as uncharacterized. NCBI's taxonomy places the organism in Eukaryota, Fungi, Ascomycota, Sordariomycetes, Glomerellales, Glomerellaceae. The coding region runs from base 1 to 636 and encodes 211 amino acids. The transcript has 3 exons. The record is from RefSeq and is a predicted model, not a curated record.
AUGGACAUAGACGCAAAGGCCAAGGCCGACCGCGAGCGCAAGAAGGAGAAGGAAGAAAAAGAGGAGAACAACAAAAAGAAGAGUGACGAGGAGAAGAAAAACGAGGAGGAGAACAACGAUGAGGACUACGACAAGGACGGAAACCUCGUGCCCCGCGUGGGACCCAAGACCCUUGCACUGUAUCACGACGAAGAAACCGGAGACUACGUUGGCGAGGUGAUCGCCAAGGUCGAGCAGCAGAAGGUUGAGCAACAGAAGGCCAAGGAGCAGACGAAGCACCCCUACUCCAAGCCUGCUCCCCAGCGCAAGCCGAGAACCAACCUCUCCCUCCUCAAGCCGAUCCCCGCCUUCCCAGGAUACAAGAAAGUAAAUAUCCCUCAUGCCCACAACCGCAAAGCAAAUACUGAUACCAAACCCAGAGACCCCGACCUCCGAAUCAAAGAAAACUGGACCUUGCCCGUUGACCAGGUCGACUGGAAGCCACUUCAAUAUCGCGAGGUCAUGCGAUCCAGAGAGACGGGCGAGUGGCAUCGCUCCCAGUACAAGCUCGCCGUGAAGGACCGCAAGGAGGCCUGGAAGAAGGCAUCGCGGCGCCUGAAGGAGGGUCGCGGCGUCGUCAUGACAGAGGCCGUUUAG